Messenger RNA from Anastrepha ludens (Mexican fruit fly), 1230 nucleotides. RefSeq names its product piggyBac transposable element-derived protein 4-like. NCBI's taxonomy places the organism in Eukaryota, Metazoa, Arthropoda, Insecta, Diptera, Tephritidae. The record is from RefSeq and is a predicted model, not a curated record. The transcript is spliced from 3 exons. The coding region runs from base 1 to 1230 and encodes 409 amino acids.
AUGAGUGAUAGUGAAAGUGAAUUCUCUUUGGCCGCGUUUUCGGAUGAUGAGGAAUCAUGUUCUGAAUUCGAAGAUCAUGUUGAGAUUGCAGAUUCUUCCGACAGUGAUUUUAGUGAUGACGAAAAUUCUCUUGUGCCUUCUGAAAUCAUGUCGUCAAAAAAUGGUCAAAUAAACUUUUCCAAAACCCCUCUUGUAACAAGUGCCGGAAGAGCUUCAAGAGAAAAUAUUAUCAGCUUGAUUCCUGGACUAACGCGUUACUCGUGCUCACGAAUUACCGAAAAAGAAAUUUCUACCUUUGAACUAUUUUUUCCACCUCCUUUGAUACGUACGAUAUUGGCCUACACAAACAUUGAGGGAAAACGAAUAUACGGUGAAGAAUGGCUGGAUAUUGAAAACAUCGAACUAUUUGCAUUUAUUGGAUUGGUAAUAUUAGCUGGCGUUUUUCGAUCAAAUAACGAAAGCUGUGAAAGUCUUUGGAACCCUGAAACCGGAAGACCAAUAUUCGCUGCAACUAUGCCUUUGAAGACUUUCAAAAAAAUAUCGAGAGUGAUUAGGUUCGACAACAGAGAAACUCGAAGUGAACGAAGAUCGUUGGAUAAAUUUGCUCCUAUACGUGAUUUGUGGAAUCAAUGGGUUCAGAUUUUACCUAAGCUUUACAAUCCAACGGAAAACGUGACCAUCGAUGAACAAUUAGUAGCUUUUAGAGGAAGAUGUCCAUUCCGCCAGUACAUGCCAGCAAAGCCUGCAAAGUAUGGAAUCAAAUUUUGGGUACUUCGUAAUUCAACAACCAGCUAUGUUUGGAACAUCCAACCUUACACUGGCAAGGCAAUCGGAAGAGCCCCCGAAAAAAAUCAAGGCAUGCGUGUUGUUCUUGAUUUGAUUGAAGGGCUAAAAGAACUACCACCAGACUUAGUGAACAUAAAAAGAAGACCACUAAAUUCAUCAAUCUUCGCUUUUACCGAACAAACAACUCUCGUUUCGUACAUACCUAAGAAGAAUAGAGCUGUGAUUCUACUUAGCACUCUACACCAUGAUUCAAAAAUUAGUAAUCGUCGGGAUAAAAAGCCAGAAAUAAUACUGGAGUACAAUAAAUGUAAAGGUGGUGUAGACACAUUGGGCAAAGAUGUAAGCGGUUACACUUGCAAACGAAUGACAAAACGGUGGCCUCAAUGGCUGACUGACGUACUGCCCAACAACCGCCCGACGAUGGAUCAUUACCCCAGCAGCUAA